Ceratitis capitata (Mediterranean fruit fly) is the source of this 799-nucleotide messenger RNA. RefSeq names its product PITH domain-containing protein GA19395. Lineage: Eukaryota; Metazoa; Arthropoda; Insecta; Diptera; Tephritidae. The coding region runs from base 97 to 735 and encodes 212 amino acids. The record is from RefSeq and is a predicted model, not a curated record. The transcript has 5 exons. Gene Ontology annotation, cellular component: nucleus.
UAUUGUGAAUGGUGCUCACCGAAGAAGCAAAAUUUUGUUUAUAAGAAAAGUGAUUAGUAGUUUUUGGCAAAAAUUAAAAACUGUAUUAAAUCCACAAUGCCUCACGAACAUUCACACAAUCAUGGCCAAGAUUGUGGUCACGAAGCCACGGAUAUUGAUCAUGCACUGGAGAUGGGGAUCGAAUAUUCUCUCUUCAAGAAAAUUGACUUAGACAAUUUGGAGUGCCUAAAUGAGGAGAGCGAAGGCACCGGCAAGAAAGUCUUUAAAGCAUAUGAAAAUCGCUUGGAUCACACGGAAUAUGUACAAAGUGAUGCGGAUGAGGAGUUGCUUUUCAAUAUACCAUUUACCGGAAACAUUAAACUCAAAGGCGUAAUUGUUGUCGGGGCUAACGACAACACACAUCCCAAUAAAGUAAGACUUUUCAAGAAUCGAGCCAAAAUGACAUUCGAUGAUGUCUGCGGCAAGGCCGACCAAGAAUUUGACUUGUCGAGAGACCCACGAGGAGAAAUUGAAUAUUCACCAAAGGUGGUUACAUUCUCUUCGGUUCACCACUUAUCUUUACAUUUUCCCUCUAAUUUUGGCGAUGAUGCAACACGUAUAUACUAUAUUGGCUUACGUGGCGAAUUUAGCGAAGCUCAUUACCAUGGUGUAACAAUAUGCACGUACGAAGCUCGUCCAAACGUUAGCGAUCACAAAAAUGAAACCUUCGAUACUGUUAACCGCUCGAUACAGUGAUAAUGUAUCAAUUUUUGAAAUUUAAUUAUUUAUUGUUAUUUUGAUACAAACAAAAAAGAAGAAA